Penicillium macrosclerotiorum is the source of this 969-nucleotide messenger RNA. Its product is annotated as FAD-dependent oxidoreductase. The record is from RefSeq and is a predicted model, not a curated record. Bases 1 to 969 code for a protein of 322 amino acids. The transcript has 4 exons. Gene Ontology annotation, molecular function: FAD binding; D-amino-acid oxidase activity. Lineage: Eukaryota; Fungi; Ascomycota; Eurotiomycetes; Eurotiales; Aspergillaceae.
AUGUCGCUCCCGGAAACUAUCGUGGUAAUAGGAGCUGGGGUGGUUGGUCUUUCGGUGGCCUCAUGCAUCCAACAGCACCUGCAGAGCUCGCAGUCAGUCCUGCUGGUGGCCCGGGAAUUCCCCUCGGACACGUCGAUCAACUAUGCCUCCCCAUGGGCCGGUGCGCAUUAUCGCCCCGUUCCUGGCACAUCGCCGCAAGCACUCCGCGAGGCGAUGCAAGCUCAGCGAACAUACAGGUAUUUUCAACGUAUAGCCGCUGAUGAGCCCGCUGCCGGGGUCCAAACCAUCCCGGGCGUUGAACACCUGGAGGCGCCGCCGCCAGAGUACCUCGAUCACCCGAGCGUCCAGCAUAUCUACGGCCAUCUAGAUGGUAUCCGCUUCCUGGAUGCCGCGGACCUCCCACUCGGUGUGAAAUGGGGCACUAAACAAUACACACUCGCCCAUAUCAACGAGGCUUUCACGCUGGCCGACAAUGUGAAAACAGUGGUGAACUGUUCAGGCAUGGGAUUUGCCGACCCGAAGGUCUUCCCCAUCCGCGGACAAACAUGCCUCGUCCGCAACCCCGUCUCCGCAACUAUCACGCGCCAAAACUUGGACGGGUCAUGGUCCUUUUGCAUCCCGCGCCCGCUGGACGGUGGCACCAUCAUCGGCGGCACCAAGCAGCCGCACGACUGGGACCCAACCCCUUCCCCCGAAACCAGAGCCCAACUCCUCGCCAACGCCGCGAAGUGGUUCCCCUUCGCUCCCGACAGCGGGGGCCAGUUCGAUGUCGUCCGCGACAUCGUGGGCCGGCGCCCCGCCCGCGAGGGCGGAAUGCGAUUGGAAGUGGAGCCGGCCAGCGAAGGGAAAAGCAUCGUGCACGCCUACGGGGCCGGUGGGCGCGGAUUCGAGCUCUCACACGGCGUGGCGGAGGACGUGACAGGCCUAAUGCUAGAGCAUGGCUUGUUGGCCAUCAAGGCUGUUUUGUAG